Molecule: messenger RNA, 441 nt
Organism: Colletotrichum gloeosporioides
Lineage: Eukaryota; Fungi; Ascomycota; Sordariomycetes; Glomerellales; Glomerellaceae
Exons: 2
Source: RefSeq, a predicted model, not a curated record
CCCUGUCCAACUAUCACAACCACUGGUUUCGUCUGUCCCACAUUUCCCGUGAAGCCCUGUGCCCGACUCUCAACCAUCUCCAGUCGCUGCGACUGUCCAACUGUUGUCCCAACAUCAACAGUUAACUUCCCCUGCGAUGGACCACAUCCGACGGACUGCCAACUGACUAUACACAUCUUCGAAACUGUCAUCCCAACCAACCCUCCUCUCCCAACGAUCUGCCCUACAGUAACCAAGACAACAUCAGUCUGUAGUACCUGUAUUCGACCCCUGUGCUUGGGAAUCUCAACCAUCUACAACUUGUGUGGCUGUCCGACCGCAGUUCCAACCACCACCGUUGGAUUCCCCUGCGGUGUGGGAUGUCCCGGAGGGUGCGCCGGUACUGAAUACAUCUACGCGUCAAACACGCCAAGCUGCAGCCCAUCGGCAUACAUCAAUUAA